This is a messenger RNA of Lates calcarifer (barramundi perch), 2527 nucleotides long. RefSeq names its product WD repeat domain 21 (gene wdr21). The coding region runs from base 351 to 1979 and encodes 542 amino acids. The transcript has 13 exons. Gene Ontology annotation, molecular function: protein binding. Lineage: Eukaryota; Metazoa; Chordata; Actinopteri; Centropomidae. The record is from RefSeq and is a predicted model, not a curated record. Gene Ontology annotation, cellular component: Cul4-RING E3 ubiquitin ligase complex.
AGGCGGGACAACAUGGCUGGAAUUUAAUGUACAGUAGUUAGCUGAUGAGGUGCCAAAACUGUAACGUUAUAUUGCUUUAAUUAGAAAAUAAAGAUGGUUUACCUUCAGCGUAAGGCGUAGUUGUUGGCCUAUUAAAAUUCUGUUUACGUUUACUUUUGUUAAAAGUUAAGCGUUAAUCAGUAACGUGUCGAGAGGGAUGUGUAGCUAACAUUAGCUCCAGAGUGCUAAUGAGAAGAACUCGCUAACUUGUGCUAACACGUAAACACGCUGGGUUUACUAGCUUCACUCACAGAGGUGAAUGAAAGACACCGUGGUUUGAGGACCUUGACUUCGGGGCUCAAACAGCAGGGAUGAAGAAGUGGACCUGGAGAGAGGGCCAGCGACCGUACAGGCGACAAGGGGGUGGUGGUUACCGCCGUGGCUGGCACAGAGACAACAGGCAAAGAUCAACACAGGACGAGCAGUGGUAUGGUCACAGUGAUGCAGGACCAUCCUAUAGAGCAUCUCAGAGGAGGCGUGAUGAACAGUCUGCUUCUUCUUCAUCCUCGUCCUCCUCGUCUUCCUCAUCUUCAUCUUCGUCUUCUUCCUCCAAUGCCAGCAGUGCUGCCCCAGAGCUGCCUGGUUUCUAUUUUGACCCGGAGAAAAACCGUUACUUUCGUCUGUUGCCGGGACAUAACAACUGUAACCCACUGACCAGAGAGCAGUUGCGGGAGAAGGAAAGAGAGAAACAGAGAAACAAGAUGCUCGCAGAGGAUGAAAAGCCCAGAAAAAAAGCACCAAGAACAGGACUGAACACUUCACUGCUGCUGCAGAAAAGACACCUUGGCUUGUUACCUGAGAACUCUUAUUGUAGGUUGGUCCAUGAGGUGAAGGUCAGUGGAAUGAGACGCCACAAACUCGAGAUCCAGAGCACGGACAACAGCAACCCCAACACUGACAACUUCAGGCUUAUAGUGGGAGACUCGGCAUGUGAGCGAGUGUUUACAGUCAACGAUGUCUCUCACGGAGGCUGCAAAUAUGGAAUCAUGAAUUUCAGCAGCAGCAGCCGGGGCUCUCUGUCUGUGGAGAUGUGCGAUAACCUCUACUUCACCAACCGCAAGGUGAAUUCCAUCUGCUGGGCCUCAGUCAACUACCCAGACUCCCAUGUGUUGCUGUGUCUGGUUGGAGUGGCAGACACCCCUGGCUGUGUCAGUUUACUUCCUGCUUCCCUCUUCAGUAACUCCAAUCCAGACCAACCAGGGAUGCUGUGUAGCUUUAAGAUAUCCUCAGCCUGGUCUUGUGCUUGGUGUCUCAACCCACAGUUUGACAAGACCUUCAGCACUGGCCUGUCUCGUAGGGUAAUUGUGAAAGAUGCAGAGACGGGCCGAACACAGACGUUCAGCGUAGGCAGCGAUGUCUUGGCUCAGCAAUUUGCCCUCAGGGUCCCUGUGCUGUUUAACGGUUGCAGAUCAGGGGAGAUCUUCAGCAUCGACCUGCGGCAACGAGGCCGCAGGGAUCAAAGCUGGAAGGCAAGCCGCUUCCAUCAAGAGUCAGCCAUCACCUCCGUCCGUGUCCUACAGGACGAGAACUACCUGCUGGCUGCUGACAUGCUGGGCCAGAUCAAGCUGUGGGAUGUGCGAGUGACAAAGCCUGUGCAGGAAUACAAAGGGCACUAUAAUGAGCACGCCUACCUUCCUAUUCACGUCAAUGAACCUGAGGGGCUUUUGUUGGCAGUGGGUCAGGAUUGCUACACAAGGCUAUGGAGCCUAAAGGACGGCCACCUGCUACGGACCAUCCCGUCGCCCCACCCGGCCGCAAACGACCUCAUCCCGAGCGUCGUCUUCUCCUCCAAGUUGGGCGGCUGCAAGGGGCUCCCCGGCCUGCUCAUGGCUGUCAAACACGACCUGUACUACUUCCCAUACAACACAGACUACCAGGAGGGAGGAGAGCAGCAGGCUGGAUUUUAUGAAAACACUGAAAAUGCUUCCUUUAACAGAUGAUUUCUAAAAAAAAAAAAAAAACUAAACAAAAACAAGUACACGGUAAUUCUUUUUAACCAAAUGCACAAAUUAUGUUCUAUUCAUAUACAAAAUCUAUAGGUAUUGUAUAAUUUUAAAGCCAGUAUGCGGUGCAUUUCCACAAGGUUGUACCGAACUUUUGUUUUGGGAGCUGACCUCAGAAAACAUCAAUGUCUCAGGGGAAUGUUAUUUUUGACUUGUUUGUGCCAAAAAAAAAUAGCAGUGCUUCAUACAUGAGUGCACACAGUUACUACCAUGAGACAUUGUGUACUGUAACCUUUUUCAAAGGAAGUGUACUUAUGUAAGACAUGAUUAACUUUGAUUUUUAAUGUGAUUUAGGGUGUUUCUGAUCUGAAUUUGAAAAGAAUGAUACUGUGUUUACUCUGUAGAUUGACACAGUUUUUUUCCAGUUGCUGUAAAAAAAAAUCAUUGAACACAGUGAUAUAUUUACAUUUUUUCCUUAAAUGAGACACACAAACUCACACAAUGAGUCUCUGCAGUUUAAUACAUACUGUAUGAGUAUACAUGAA